AAUCUCCAAACCCCACCUGGCCGCCCUAUUGUGUCCGGUGGUGACACCAUCACUCAGAACGGUAGCCUCUAUGUAGAUAAAAUUCGGAGGCCAUUUGUUGAAAAAUUACCGUACUAUGUCAGGGUCACCAAACAAGCCCUGUCUCUGCUGAGCAGUCUCCAGGUACCACCUUCGGCCAAACUGUGUAGCUUAGAUGUGGAGUCCCUCUACUCCUCUAUCCCACAUCACAGAAAGGAAUAG
Pelobates cultripes (western spadefoot toad) is the source of this 240-nucleotide messenger RNA. The record is from the annotation of a GenBank genome assembly. Lineage: Eukaryota; Metazoa; Chordata; Amphibia; Anura; Pelobatidae.